Molecule: messenger RNA, 993 nt
Organism: Plasmopara halstedii
Lineage: Eukaryota; Oomycota; Peronosporomycetes; Peronosporales; Peronosporaceae
Exons: 1
Coding region: 214-396 (60 amino acids)
Source: RefSeq, a predicted model, not a curated record
CUGUGGCAAAGGAGAUCGUGCGGUCAUUUGGCACGUUCGUUAUUGAGUGGUACUCUGUUCUGUAUCGGUGUAAUCCAACUUAAAUGUUUUAAGAAAUUGUGUUGGUGGAUGCUUCCAAGUUCUUUUCUCAAGUGGAGAGACUGCGAGGCGCGAUGCUCUUUACGAUCCCACAGCCGCCGCAUCUCUGUGAUAAAGUGAACAGAUUGGGGCUCAAUGCCCACCACCGCUCCUGACACGAGUCUUAUGGGGGGCUCCUUUGAAUAUUUUCUCACUUGUGGCGCUUCUGCUGACAGUGGUUCAAAGUCUUGUUUCUCACCAGACAGAUACAGUUUAUAUGCGAUUGGGAAAACGACUUCAAAUGGUGUUUAUCGUCUCACCGUGUACUGGGUAAUGUGAGCUCUUGAAUAUUGCGACUAUGUUUCAAUCUAAGACAAGUAGAAGAUCAGAAGAGCGCAUUUCAAAGACAUAAGAAAAGUAGACACAAGUAGAUUCAAGCACCAUUUAUUCUUUUUAACUGGGUGAAGAAAUUGCGAUACAGUAGCGAUGCGCAUCUUAUUCGACUCGUCUGUCAAAGCGACAAGACGUUAAUACCUGUGACUUGGCAUAUAUCUGUCUUAUGACAUGAAAGAGGAAACUCGACCUAUUGCAUCUGUAAACAUUCAUUAUGUUUUACUUUGAUCCGUCACAAGAAAAGCUGAGCUGAUUAGUCUUUUUUUUCAACAGAAUCCAGCUGCUGAUAUCAAGCAAGUAACUAUGACAGAGGCGGACUUUUCUUAUUUUUUUUUCAAUGUAGAGUUUAUGACCACAAUACAGCCAUUCGUUCUUAAUUUCCAGAUUAUCAUCUGAUAGCCAUACAGUGUGCUGCCUUUUUUCAAGACACAGCAGCUGCGAACUCCUGGCCUUUUUUGAUUUGAUUCACAACUCACCACCCUGCGCUCAAUUGUCGUGCUCUGCAUGGAAUCGUCAUCGUUGACGAUCACUUUGGCACCGAAA